CGCGUCGUGGCGGGAAUUUCGCCGGUUUCUGCUCCGGAACCCGCGGGAUCCCGGGCUGUGGUCUGGAUCGCGAGCGGCAGAUUUCGGGAACUGGGAGUGAGUCUCUUCGCAGCUUCUCUCUGGAGCUGCUCUCGCUGGUCAGCAUCAUGUACCACAGGCAUUUCAGAACUGGAAGUAGAUAAUGGAUAACUGUGCUGGUGUGUCUGCGCUCUUGACCGACAGCUUGGAGCUGGAGCUGGGGACAGAAUGGUGCAAGCCCCCUUGCUUUUCUUGUGCGGUUGACAAUGCAAGAGGAGAAAACCAUUUUUCUGGGGAUUCCUACCUUUGCAAUGGGACACUUAAGAGAUUAUUUUUGAAUCUCGAUCCGUUACCAACCAACUUUGAGGAGGAUACUGUGGAACUUUUUGGUAUUCAGUGGGUCACUGAAACAGCGCUUGUGGAUUCUUCCAGAGAGCUCUUUCAUUUAUUCAGGCAACAGCUAUACAACUUGGAAACCUUAUUACAGGCCAACUGUGAUUUUGGGAAGAUAUCAACUGUGCAUGACAAGGCAGACAACAUUAGACAGCACUGUGUAAUGUUUCUCCAUUAUGUUAAGGUUUUUAUCUUCAGAUACCUGAAAGUACAAGAUGCCGAGAGUCGUGCUCCUGUCCAUCCCUAUGAGGCCUUGGAGGCUCAGCUUCCCUCAGUCUUGGUUGAUGAGCUUCAUGGAUUACUAUUGUAUAUUGGACAUCUGUCUGAACUUCCCAGUGUUACCCUAGGAGCAUUUGUAACUCAAAACCACAUUAAGCUUUUUCCACCUUCAUGGCAUUUAUUACAUCUCCAUUUGGAUAUCCAUUGGCUGGUCCUAGAAAUUCUUCACAUAUUAAAUGAAAAAAUCAAACAAGUUGUAUACAGUCAUCAGUUUAUGAAUCUGGCAGGUGAUAAUCUAACCAGUGUCAGCCUAUUUGAAGAACAUUGUGAAAAUCUCCUUUGUGAUUUAAUAAGCUUGUCACUCAACAGGUAUGACAAGAUUAGGCUUACUGAAGCGUUAAUGAGUCAUCAUUGUCCAUGUCUGUGUAUUAAAGAAUUAUGGGUUCUACUCAUUCAUCUUCUAGACCACAGAAGUAAAUGGUCUCUCUCUGAAUCAUUUUGGAGUUGGUUGAGUAAGAUACUUAAGAGGCUCUUUGAAAAAUCAAGUGACCAAAGACAGCCUUCUGUGCGCACAAUCCAGUCAAGGGAUCCAGCAGGUUUUAGUUGGUGGAUUAUUACCCAUGUAGCAUCGUUUUACCAAUUUGAUCGUCAUGGAGUACCAGAUGAAAUGAGACAAAUGGUAUCUAAUUGGAGCUUCGUAGAAGAACUGUUAAAAAAAUCUACCAGUGUUCAGGAUGACAUACUAGAGGAACAAUUACGAAUGUAUCUUCAUUGUUGCUUGACACUUUGUGAUAUCUGGGAACCAAAUAUUGGAAUUGUCAAUACUUUAUGGGAAUAUUAUAAUAAGAACUUGAAUAGUUCCUUCACUAUUUCUUGGCUUCCUUUAAAGGGCCUCUUUAAAAAGAAUUCACCCAUGUCUAUGCUUGAAAUGGUGAAGACCUGCUUUUGUGAUAAACCAGACCACAACCUGUAUAAAUCCAGUAGUAGUUACGACAUUUUCCUUUGCAUUUUGGCAAAAGUAGUUAAGAAAGCAAUGAAGAACAAUGGCCCUCAUCUUUGGAAACAAGUCAAAGGAAGGAUAUAUUCUAAAUUUCAUCAAAAAAGAAUGGAAGAAUUAACUGAAGUUGGGUUGCAAAACUUUUUCAGUCUUUUUCUGUUGUUAGCAGCUGUGGCAGAGAUAGAAGAUGUGGCAAGUCAUGUUUUAGAUCUCCUGGAUUUCCUCAAGCCUACUUUUGUCACAUCUCAUAGAGCUCUCAUGUGGAAAGGGCAGAUGGCCUUCCUCUUGAUGUACGCCCAGAGGAAUCUGGACAUUGGCGUUUUGGCUGAGAAACUUUCAUGUGCUUUCCGAGAGAAAGCAAAGGAAUUCUUAGUAUCUCAGAAGGAUGAAAUGGCGCAGAGGCACACUCUGUGGACGCUGCUUUCCAUCUACAUGGAUGGCAUCCAGGAAGUGUUUGAGACCAGCUACUCCUUGUGUCCUUCCCAUGAGAAGCUGCUCAAUGAUGGAUUUAGUAUGCUUCUGCGGGCUUGUCGGGAGCAUGAACUUAGGGCAGUGCUGAACUUUCUACAAGCUGUUCUGGCCAGAAUCAGGAAUAUACAUCAGCAGUUGUGUCAGGAACUUCAAAGAGAAAAUAUGGACUUAGUUGUGCAGUCUUCAUUAUUGGCUAAAGAGCGCCAUCUUGCUGCAGUUGCCAGUACACUGUGGAAACAUUUCUUUUCAUUUUUGAAGAGCCAGAGGAUGACAGAAAUAGUACCUCUCUCACAACUCGCAGAUGCAGCUGCAGAUUUUACUUUGCUAGCAAUGGACAUGCCAAGCACAGCUCCAUCAGAUCUUCAGCCUCAGCCAGUUGUAUCAAUAAUUCAACUUUUUGGUUGGGAUGAUAUCAUCUGCCCCCAAGUUGUAGCAAGAUUUUUAAGUCAUUUACUACAAAACAGCACAUUAUGUGAAGCACUUUCUCAUUCAAGCCAUGUUUCUUUUCAAGCCUUGACUAUAAGAUCAUGGAUCCGCUGUGUUUUACAAAUGUAUAUAAAAAAUCUUUCUGGAUCUGAUGAUUUGUUUGUGGACAUAAAUCCUGAGCAAGCACUAGAAAAAGAAUACUUGGAGCAGUUGGCUGAACUGACAAGGUUACUAUUUAAGCUCUCAGAGGUAAAGAGUGUUUUCUCAAAGGCUCAAAUUGAACAUUUGCCUUCUCCUGAAGAUCCUAAAAAUGCACUUGCUCAAUUCCUUGAGGCUGUUGGUAUAACUUAUGGGAAUUUCCAGACACUUUCUGAUAAGUCUACCAUGGUCACAAAGUCCUUAGAAUACCUUGGUGAAGUAUUAAAGUAUAUAAAACCUUAUCUGGGUAAAAAAGUUUCCACUGCAGGACUGCAUUUGACUUAUGGAAUGAUGGGGAUUCUUGUUAAAUCAUGGGCACAAAUCUUUGCUACUUCUAAAGCGCAAAAAUUACUGUAUCGGAUCAUAGAUUGUUUACUGCUGCCACAUGCAGUGUUGCAGCAAGAGAAGGAGGUUCCUGCCCCUAUGUUGACUGCAAUUCAGAAGAGUCUUCCUUUGUUUCUACAGGGCAUGUGUAUCGUGUGUUGUCAAUCUCAAAAUCCAAAUGCCUAUUUGAAUCAACUGCUGGGGAAUGUUAUUGAGAAGUAUAUUGGGCGAUUUCUUCCAGCCUCACCAUAUGUUUCUGGCCUUGGACAGCAUCCUGUUUUGUUGGCACUAAGAAACUCAGUCAUUGCUCCACCAACAACACCAUCGCUAAAGAAAUGCAUUGUACAAGUCAUAAGGAAAUCGUAUUUUGAGUUUAAAGGGUCCUCACCUCCCCCUCGCUUAGCAUCCCUUCUGGCCUUCAUCCUCCAGCUCUUCAAGGAAACCAACGUAGAUAUUUGUGAGGUUGAAUUACUCCUCCCUGGCAUCUUAAAAUGUUUGGUGUUGGUCAAUGAACCCCAAGUUAAAAGGCUGGCCACAGAGAACCUGCAAUACAUAGUAAAAGCCUGCCAAGUGGGGUCAGAAGGAGAAUCUGCUGCCCAGCUGACUUCUGUGUUGAGGCAGUUUAUCCAAGAUUAUGGCAUGAAAUAUGACUAUCAAGUUUACAACAUUUUAGAAACAGUAGCAACAUUGAAUCAACAGAUUGUCAUCCACUUGAUUUCUACCCUUACUCAGUCUCUAAAGGAUUCUGAGCGGAAAUGGGGCCUUGGCAGAAAUAGUGCACAAAGGGAAGCCUAUAGCAAACUCUUAUCUUACCUAGGACAGAUGGGACAAGAUGAGAUUCAGAGACUGGAAAAUGAUAAUACCUAAUAUAUUUGUGGUUUGUCAUCUUUAUUGAUUAUCACUAACCAAAGCCACUAUGCACCACCCUAAUACCUAUUUUUAAUUAAUUGUAUAAUAUAAUGUUCUGCUAAAAGUAAUGUCUGAUUUUUUUACAUAACUGUAAAUAUAAAGUGUACAAAUUAUUAAAUAUGUAAUAGGAAACUCAACCUUGCAAAGCUACAUUCUAUCUUGAAGAGAUUUUAAAGUAAAUUAAAGAAACUGUU
Molecule: messenger RNA, 4149 nt
Organism: Ochotona princeps (American pika)
Lineage: Eukaryota; Metazoa; Chordata; Mammalia; Lagomorpha; Ochotonidae
Gene: MMS22L
Product: MMS22 like, DNA repair protein
Exons: 25
Coding region: 182-3913 (1243 amino acids)
Biological process (GO): double-strand break repair via homologous recombination; replication fork processing
Cellular component (GO): nuclear replication fork
Source: RefSeq, a predicted model, not a curated record